UCAGAAGACAGUUAGUAUAAAGUGGAAAUACAUUAUAUGAAAGUAAUGAAUUACAGUGGAUAUUCUUCUUUACAUGAUUUAAAAACUUGUUCAGGUUUGAUUAAGGUUCAGAGGUUCUGAAUUCAUAAUGCAUAUGGUAUAGAAACUCGUCCAUAGGGUUAGGGUUAAGGUUAGGCGGGUUAGGUGAGGGUUAGGGUUUACAGUUAAGGUUGGGGUUAGGAUGCUAACAUACGAUCGGUUUACAACGGAUUUUAGAGAAGAGGUGUUUAUUGAGAUACUACAACCGUAACCCUAACCCUAGGCUACAACCCAACUCUAAACCCUAACCCUAUGGACGAGUUUAUGUACCGUAUGCAUUAUGAAUUCAGAACUUCUGAACCUUAAUCAAACCUGAACAAGUUUUUAAAUCAUGUAAAAGAAGAAUAUCCACUGGAAUAGAAGAAGACAGACGUUUCAUACUACUACUACUAAAAUAGUAUCCAUUAUCUACACAUAGAUAUCUUUGAUCCGACCCAAUUGACUCAAUGUUGAGUGGAUUCAACUUACUCAUCACAAUACAUGGAUUCAUUUAACGAGGAAAUGUCUUCUGCAAACUCAUUAACAAAUAACAAAGGUUGUUUAGAAGAAAAUUCACUUCAUCAUUAUGAUUUUUGGACAUUGAAUAAUAGUUUACAUUCACCAUGGCCAUCAAUUGAAGUGGACCAACUAGCGAAUUGGUUAAUUGAGAUGAAAUCAAUGAUUUUAGAAAAAUCACCUAUUUUCCAAAAGUCAGUAUGUACAUUAUCAUAUUCCUUUUCGUCCAACUCUUCAUCAUCAUCAUGUUGUUCUUCUUGUUCUUGUUCUUGUUCCUCUUCUUCUUCAUCAUCAUCUUCAAAAGUUUUUGGACCUAAUGAAGAACAGUUGAGUGGUAAAGGUAAUAAGAGAUCAAAAUGUUGUUUACAUGACCUUAGAUAUAAACAUAAACUUCAAAAUCAACAAAAAAUGAUCACUUUAUCAAAGUUGAAAAUGAAUCCUAAACAUUUCGUUAUUAUCGAUUGUCGUUAUCCACACGAAUAUAAUGCUGGACAUAUUUUUAGUGCUAUUAAUUUAUCAGAUUGGCCAAAACUUUAUAAAUAUUUUUUUGGUAUAAAACAACAAUCUAUUGAAACUACUGAAAUGGAUUUAAGUAACUCAUUAUAUUCAACGGAACAACUGAUUGAACCAAAACCAUCUCAUACUAUAUUUAUAUUAUAUUGUGAAUUUUCUACAAAACGUGCACCACAAUUAUUUUAUCUUUUACGUAAUCAUGACAGACUAUUACAUUUCAAUUCAUAUCCUGCAUUAAAAUAUCCAUUUGUUUAUAUAUUACAUGGUGGUUAUUCAACUUUUUAUAAAAACUACCCAUAUUUAUGUGAACCAGAUCUUUUAAGUAUUUGGCAUAAACAUUGUAAACUGGUUAAUAGACAAACGAUGAAUCCUAAUUCACAAGUAUAUCCUGAUAAAAAUCAUAAUGAAAUGUUAAACACACACACGCACAUCAAUCAAUCAACGAAUCGACACAUUAAACUACCAUUCAAAAGUAUUACCAAUCUCUUUCACAAGAAGAAAAAAUAGAAGAAAAAGAUUUAUUUCAUUGAACCAAAACUUAUUAACUUACUUAUGUCCGUUACUCCUUAUGGAAGAGUAUAAGUCACCCAGCAACAUUCUCAAUCCAACCUUGUCUUGAUGAAUCCUUUCCAGUUCUUUUCAAUUGUUAUUCUUUUUUUUCAUGUCUGUUUCCAAGUUCCGACAUAGUGUAUUCUUCGACCGUCUUCUUCUUCUUGUUGUAUGUUUCCCUUCACGAUUCCAUGUUAUCGCUUGUCUCAUGAUGUAGUUCGAAUCCAGUUCAAUACUAUUUACUUGUUACUUAUUUAUUUCAUAAUUAUUUCCAUCUCAUUUCUUCUAUUCAUAAUGAUUAAUAUAAGUAAUAUCGAUUCAAUUCAUUUUGAUUGAAAAGGUUUCUCUCAAACGGAAUUCAUUAACAUUGCAACCUAUUCAACAUUGAAUAUGUUUCAUUUAAUUCAAUCAUUAUUAAUGUCUUUGUUUAAAUAUAUUUUUCUUUUAUUUUCA
Molecule: messenger RNA, 2088 nt
Organism: Schistosoma intercalatum
Lineage: Eukaryota; Metazoa; Platyhelminthes; Trematoda; Strigeidida; Schistosomatidae
Source: the annotation of a GenBank genome assembly